AUGAGUCUGUUAAUCGACCUCGGCGACGUAAGUACGGACACAGCAGCCGAGCCCAUCCUCCGAGGCUUCCCUGUGGCCAGUGUCUCGGACGCUGGCAGCAGCAACGUACUUUCACAGCAGCCGAGCAGACCAGCGGCUGACAAAGAAACGUACAUUUGCACGUGCCCUGGUUGCAUCCGGCGCUUCGAGACGCCGGAACUUCUCCAGAAGCCCAGGCGCGAGGGACAUCGUCGAGCCAAUGCGCCCCCGCACCGUUGCAUGCAGAUGAACCCGAGCACAGGGAAACCCUGCGGCACGGUGUUCUCCCGGCCUUACGAUCUUACCCGACACGAGAACACCAGUCACAAUCCGCGCAAGCCCAAUAUGCGCUGUGACCUCUGCACGGAGGACAAGACAUUCAGCCGCGCCGACGCCCUCACGCGCCACUACCGGGUCUGCCAUCCAGACGUCGAGUCCCCCGGCAAGGACCGGAAUUAA
Anthostomella pinea is the source of this 477-nucleotide messenger RNA. The record is from the annotation of a GenBank genome assembly. NCBI's taxonomy places the organism in Eukaryota, Fungi, Ascomycota, Sordariomycetes, Xylariales, Xylariaceae.